Molecule: messenger RNA, 5282 nt
Organism: Chara braunii
Lineage: Eukaryota; Viridiplantae; Streptophyta; Charophyceae; Charales; Characeae
Source: the annotation of a GenBank genome assembly
UUGCAUUCUACUGUCGCUCUCUCUCCGAUUCUGUUUCCUGCACCUGUUUCCUCUCCGGUUUACGACAUCGUCUUUUUGUAGUGCCGACGUUUUAGCAUGCCACCCCAGAAUGGUAAGGAUCCGGCGGACUCGUCCAAUGCCGCCAGACAAGGUCACAACACGAAGAGUAUCGACUCGCCGUUCAAGGUUGAUCCGACAACUUACGGCAAGAGAGACGACCCCAUCUGGCAUUUCAUCUCACGAGGUCGUUAUUUGGAUGGGUCCAUUGCGGCGGGUAGAAAGAGUGGUCGUCGCUGCAUGUGCAGGUUGUGUGGCCGUUCGAUGUGUGGGGGCGCUAAGGCCGCCAAGGAACACUUCUCAAAGAGCGAGAAGUUCCGAUGUGAGGUGGCCACUCAUGCAGUGUGGUAUGCCAUCUGGUCAAAGGACAUGACAAAAUGUUUGAAGGAGUUCGUAUCGACUAUCGAGGCAUUGCAGAGCUUAUCUCACGGUCAUCCGAACUUCCAGUCCCCACCGCUACGAUACCCCAAGGACUCAGUGCCGCCCCUUGAUUUCGCCACCGCCCCCUCAGAGACGGUGCCUUCGUCCAGUCCUACCAUUCGAGUUACAGUGCCGCGUCGAAAGCCACCACGUCCACCAGCUCCAGCGUCUGCACCGCUGACAGGGACACAAGGUGCAGGUGGUUUACACGUCAGUCGGUCCGUGCCGACCAAUGAGGCCCCUCCUGUUCGAGGGGGUGGGGGCUGUGUGGCGUUUGACGAAUACGGCACACGUGCUUUUGUUGAGAGUCGCACUGGCAGACAACCACAUGCUGCACGGGCUACCAGUAUUGCGGCCCCGACCACAACUGAUCGUGGUCCGUCGGACCACCCUUGGUUGCUGCCUCCACCGUCACGAGUGGCACAGGGUGUGGCCGCUGACCACAUUGCUACGACGGGCAGACCGGAGCCUUCACGCGUGGCUGCAGAUGCUCGACAGCCUGCUUCCCUAAGUUYCCUUCCUYGAGUUGGGGAACAGGCAAUGCCCGGAUUGGGUGCUUCUGAGCUYCCCAUUCCRGUGUCUGAUUCGUCGCCAACCCCACUUCCACCGACGACAGAUGCUGCUGCAGCUGCUCCACCUGUACUUACCGGUUCAUUGGAUCCUUUGUACCGCAUGMGCGACAUUGCAGCGGCCYAGAGCGCGGCACCUGAGAGUCCUGGUGGGUUGUUGGAYGUCGRGAUCCUUGGCGGGCGAGCCACGACGGGACGUGGYCGUGGCACCUUUCGCCAACAGGCCGUCACGUCGUAUUAUUCGGACACUUUGGAGCAYGCGUGGCAUUUGCAGAUCAUGCGCUUCAUCAUCGAGAGUGGGAUGGAGUUCAACUGCGUUAAGCUUGAAAGCUUCAAACGCAUGUUCGCGAUGAUCAUCCCGUCGGGGGUUCCAGGGGCGCCCACGCCCAAAGUACCCACGUACCACAUGGUGCGCACAUCCCUUUUGGAUGAGUUGGAUGUAGAGGCCCAAAAGUGUGUUCGGCCACUCCUUGACACGGCGAGAGACUUUGUUUGCACAAUCAUGACCGAUGGUUGGACCAACAUUAGGGGUCAGACAUUGUGCAACUACCUUGUUGGGACAAAUUUGGGGGCAGCUUAUGUGGCCACCGACGUCAUGCACGGAAAAAAGGGCGCCACUGCCCGUGCGACUGCAUGGCUGAAGAGGGUAAAGUCCAUGGACGUGGACUUGAGCGACAUCACAGCGUUCGUGAUGGACUCCGCCGGGGUAAACGUUGCAGCGAUGGAGGUUUUCCAGAAGGACGAGAGCGUCAAACACAUCUUCUGGAUUUCAUGCGUCGCUCAUGUGAUGGACCUCAUUCUCGAGGACAUCGACGGGAUUGAUUGGGUGGCCACCCGCAUCGUGCAGGCGAGGUUGGUGACGAGGUUCUUCAAGCGCCAUGGCCACGUACGAGAGGUUUUGGAGUUCUUCUCGACGAAGACCCUUUUACUGCCGGCGGAGACUCGAUUCGGCACUAACGUCAUCAUGAUGACGAGGCUUGUGGACCUGCGGGGAGAGCUCACCCAGCUUGUUGGCGACGACCGGUGGCGUGAGACUGUCUCGUCGACAAGCAAGAUCCGCAACGACGCCGGAGAGGUCACUGCGUGUAUUGGGUCUCCUCCAUGGUGGGAGGAUUUGAGAGUUUUGUGCAAGAUGUUGGAGCCUAUCAUGGAUAUGUUGAAGCUAGUCGAUAGCGACACACGUCAGAUAAGCAAGAUUUUGCGUUGUUACGAGGUUAUGAUCGCAUCUUGCUUGUUUGCGUGUCGCGAUCUCGAUCGGGAGCAGCAGGACACAAUUUUUGAGGUGUUUGACAGGCGGCGCACCAUUUUCCGGACACCCGCCCACACAGCAGCCAUGUUGCUGGAUCUCGAGUUCCGAGACCGGACGUUGAACGACGACGAGGAGGUGCAGCAGGGAUUGAUCGAAGCCCUGGUCUAACCCAAUUUUUUCGGGAACUGGGUGCAUUACUGGCAGGCGGUGGAGGAGGAGGUGGCAGUGGACCAGCAGCUCGUCAGAGGUAGUGGUGCACUGGCGAGGGUGACCGAGGAGGAGUUGGCUCACACCAGAGAGAGGAUGCGCAUCGUUUCCCGCAUGGGAGCCAUGUGCCGGGUGGCAGAGUCCGACAGGAGGCGACGUAGGGGUGGAGCAGGUGGACGUGGGAGGCGUGGGCGAGCAGGUGUCGGAGGGACGAGGCGUGGUGGCAGGACUGCUGCAUCUGGUACUCAUCGACAGCGGGCGGAUGGUUUCAUCCGCAAGGCCCGCCAGCGUUGGGACGAGGGAGACUUCUUGUUCGACAGCUCAUCCAGCGACGACGAGGAUUUCUUUGCAUUGGGGACGCCCGCGCCUACGGACGAUGAGAGAGGCGACGACGACGACAGAGGUGAUGGCGGAGGUGGUGGCGGAGGAGGUGGCGGAGGAGGUGGCGGAGGAGGUGGUGGCGGCGGAGGAGGUGGCGGAGGAGGUGGCGGAGGCAACGACAGAGGUGCCAGAGGAGGAGGCGGAGGAGGAGGUGGCGGAGGCGACGACAGAGGUGCCGGAGGAGGUGGCAGAGGAGGUGGCGGAGGACGUGGCGGAGGCGACGACAUAGGUGUCGAAGGAGGAGGCGGAGGAGGUGGCGGAGGAGGUGGCGGAGGAGGUGGUGGAGUAGGUGGCGGAGGCGACGACUGUGGUGCCAGAGGAGGUGGCGGCGACGAGGGAGAUGACGACAGAGGUCACAGAGGAGGUGGCGGCGACGCGGGAGGUGACGACAGAGUUGAGGGGUGUGAGGGUGACUUUCCUGUGCGUGGUCGUGGGUUCUUCUUGAAGCGGUUGAGACACGGUCCCAGGCAGGAGAACAACAUCGGCUCUCGUGUGUGCAGGCGUCGUCUUGAAACUCUUCACGAUGCGACCGCCACGGACGCACGUGUUGCGCAACACGAGCAGGUUCUCGUGUCUGAGGACUCCCUAGGCGACACAUCGGACAAGGACUUCAUUCCUCAGACUUCCGACGUGAGAGGCGUUGAGCAUCAACCCGAUUUCGUCGAGGGCCCGACCAAGUCUGCAGCGACGAUUUCAGCGCAGGAGGAGAGUGGAGCAGGGUUGACUUGUCCCGAGCUUGCGGCACCCAUUGUAGAUACUGCGGUCGCACAAGAGUCCCAUCGCCAUCUGACACAACCCACGGUCGCGGUUCAUGCGCAAGCUCGAGGAGUGGCAGCCAGUGAUGGGCAGACAAUUCCCGACGGUGAAGGGAAUGUGCCACCUCCUUCCACCGUCGCCUGCACGGGCGCCCAUGGGGCACCCAGCAUCGCGGUCCCCUCCAUAGGCGAGGUAGCACAUCCUCCCACGGCUGACGUUGGUUUGGAGGACGGAGAGGUAACACAUCCUCCCACGGUUGACAUUGGUUUGGAGGACGGAGAGGUUGCACGUACUCCCAAUUGUGCCCAUGAGGGAGAGGUUGCACGUCCUGCCACGGUCAACCACGUUGGCCUCGCCUUCCCCGCUGAAAGUCUUCCGCCCACUGCGGAGUUGCUCGCCAUGGAGUCGGCGUUGUUUGAUCUUCCUGAUGUAUCGACUUUGAUUUCUCCCACUUUGGCAUUUGUGGCACCACCAGCGACUGGUCGAGCGGAUGACGCGGAUGGAGUGCGUAGAGGAUUCGACGAGUUUGCUGGUGACACGAUAUUGCAUCCUGCAGUCUCCGCCACUCCCGCCGUUUUUCAUGUUGGGGCACUGCACGCGGUGGACCAGGUUUGGGAGAUUCAUUUGAGAGAUUGGAAUGCAGAGUAUGCGGCGCAGGAGGGUCAUUGUGCACAGGAUUCCGCACGCGAUGGGUCAUCAUUCCCGGCAGUCUCUCAGGAAGACCCGCACCCAGGCCCGCCACGUUCGGUGCAGGAGACGACUCCCGGCGUUGUCGCCGCGGACGUGGAUGAGGAAAUGCGCAGGGAUGGUACCGUGCACGUUGCAGCGCAACGCAGUCUGGCACGGACAUUGACCACAGAUGGUAGCGUGCCUGCUCGCAGCACUGGGUCGCACUACGAGAAUAGAGGGUCAUCGGCCGCACAGCCUAUCGCUGAGGGGGCCAUCGCACGUGGURUCGAAGGCGAGCAUAGGUGUCACGCGCCUUCSCACCCCCAUGGYGCAKACCCUGUCGUCCACGGUGUSGCGGCGAGCACCGCAUUGCCSACGGUGUCGUUCUACGACGGCGUGACGAGGGACCGGAGGGCAGGCGAUGAGGGACAUGCAUCAGCAUGCGGACUGACAGAUGUGCGUGCGGGGAUGCGAUCCAUAGGCCGCGUCRAUGGUGGUUGUCACRACUCCAUGAGAGCAUACGAGGAGCGACAUGGGAGGCCUUUGMGGGCCAAGACAACGGAUGUCCAYGACACGAGGACGGCGACCGCGAGGUUAUCCCGGGCGAGGAAGAAGGGGACAGGUGCAUCGAUUCCAUAUCACCGUCGCCGUCCACCACCGACUUUUYACGCCAGAGCUCCGACCACACAGAUUCCGGCGACUGGCGGGGCAGUGGCGGAUGGGGGGACAGUCCAAUGUCGUUCAGGGCAAGUCGAGAAGAGACGAGGCGAUGUGGUGAUUUACCAUGAUGACAGCUCCACAGCCGCGGAGGCUGGCGAGACCACAGGCGCCGACGAUCCAGGUGACUCCGAUUAUGUGCCCCGGCGCCCGGCGGCGGAUGGAGAUGAUGGUGGAGGUCGGCGCGUCUGGUAGAGGACAGGACUCGACCAGCACAGGCAGGGGACGCCAUCGGACCCUAUACCGCCUAUUGAUCG